GGCGCGCUUGGGCCUCAGCUCCUCACGCGCCGCUUUCCCAGCCCACAUCCCGCGCCGCCCGGAGCCCUGGCGGCCAAGGGUGUGCGCGAGCGGAGGCAGCAGCCAGAGGAGGAGCCGCGAGCGCUGAGAAGAGAAGGCGAAUCCCAGUGAGGGAAGUGACUUGACCAUCUUACUGAGCUGGUCAGUACAGAAGCAGAAGCUGGGAGGAGGAGCCCCUGACUGCCCACCUGGUGCUUUUCCCCUCAGGCACAUUUCCUCUUUCUCCACUGGAGUAAAGAUAAAAGUUUUCCUGUCAUUCACAGAAAAAUGGAUCAUUUAAACCUUUGGAGGACUCAGUUAUCACAAUACUUCUAUACUACCAACUGAGAUUCAUGUAUAUUUAUGACCAUAAAUGUCUGCAUCAUAGAACUGCUGAAGAACUAAAAGAGAAUAUUCUUUAAUCUUCUUAAAAUUUAUUCCUAAAAAUAAUCCUAUAGUGUCAUGAUAUUACUAAAUUAAACUAGAAGGCACAGUUAUUAAAUUAUUAGACUUGUUAAUAAGAGCACACAUGUGCAACGGCUACUGUAUCCUGACAGUUACCAAACCUCAAAUUUUGAUGAUUUCCCUUUGUGGGAAAGGUCAUUACAUUUGCAAGAAACCACUGAACAUUGUCAUCAAAUAUAUUUUCAGCUGAGUGUCUUUUAGGAGAAUUUACUUGAAACAAGUUCUAGAAAAUUCCAUGCCCCACCACUAAGUGGAUUUGAUAUUAUGGCAGCAACUUACAGACUUGUGGUUAGUACUGUGAACCACUACAGCAGUGUGGUGAUAGACCGACGUUUUGAGCAAGCUGUACAUUAUUGCACUGGAACCUGCCACACCUUCACCCAUGGAGUUGACUGCAUUGUGGUCCAUCAUAGUGUUUGUGCAGACCUCUUACACAUCCCUGUGUCUCAGUUCAGAGAUGCAGAUCUGGACUCUCUGUUUCUACCCCAUGAAAAUGGGUUUUCCUCAGCUGAAGGUGACUAUCCCCAUCAGGCCCUCACAGGCAUACCCAGGGUCAGGAAAGGAUCUACAUUUCAGAACACCUGUAACUUAAAGGACAUUGCAGGAGAAGCAAUCAGUUUUGCCAGUGGGAAAAUAAAAGAAUUUUCCCUUGAAAAACUCAAAAACUCUAACCACGCAGCUUACAGAAAGGGAAGGAAAGUUAAGUCUGACUCAUUUAACAGGAGGUCAGUUGAUUUUGACUUGCUCUGUGGCCAUUAUAACCAUGAUGGGAACUCCCCAUCCUUUGGUUUACUCCGGAGUUCCUCAGUCGAGGAAAAAUCUUUGUCCCAUAGAAACUCACUCGAUACGAACCUGACUUCAUUGCUUCUUCACAACUUCUCUGAAGAAGACCUGGUUACUCAGAUUUUGGAAAAACAUAAAAUAGAUAAUUUUUCUUCUGGAACAGACAUAAAGAUGUGCUUAGACAUCUUGCUAAAAUGCUCUGAGGAUUUGAAAAAAUGCACAGACAUCAUAAAACAAUGUAUAAAGAAAAAGUCAGGGAGUAGCAUCAGUGAAGGAAAUGGUAAUGAUGCAAUUUCUAGCUCUGAAACUGUCUAUAUGAAUGUAAUGACCAGGUUAGCAUCCUAUCUGAAAAAGCUACCAUUUGAAUUCAUGCAGUCUGGGAAUAAUGAGGCUAUAGAUUUAACAGAACUGGUCAGUAAUAUGCCUAGUUUACAACUGACUCCCUUCUCCCCAGUAUUUGGCACUGAACAGCCCCCUAAGUAUGAGGAUGUUGUCCAGCUCUCAGCCCCUGACUCUGGACACUUUCAAACUAUAGAACUGCAAGAUGACAAGCACAGUUCUAGGAAAACAGACACUGUAAAAUCCAUUCCAAACAACUCUACAAAUUCCUUGUGUAAUUUAGAGAUAAGUGAUCCCAGACCUCUAAAAAAUGUCCAGCUUCAAUCACAGUCAUUAACCAUGAACGCUUUAGAAAAUGUUUCUUCUGGUAAUCUAGUGGAAACCCUUUAUAUUGAGGAAGAGUCAGAUGGAAAGAAAACAUUAGAUAAAGGACAGAGGACAGAAAAUGGACCCAGUCAGGAGUUGUUAAAGGUAAAUGAAGAUAGAGCAGAAUUACCAGUUCGUGGUACUCAUCUUAAAAAAUGCCCUGCCUCAAUGCAAAAUGAAAUUGGUAAGAUAUUUGAGAAAUCAGUUGUUAAUCUACCUGAGGAAGGUCUUAAAUCAAAAGUUCCUAAAGUUGAAGAGGGAAACCACAGAGAUUUUAUGAAUCCUAACAGUCAGGAAGAGAUAGAUAAAUUGUUAAUGGAUUUGGAAUCUUUCUCACAGAAAAUGGAGACCUCUCUAAGAGAGCCACUUGCCAAAGGUAAAAGCUCUGUCUCUCUAAAUAGUCAUAGUCAGUUGACUGGUCACCUCCCUGUAGAUCUUGAGCCUGAAUCUAAAGUCUCUUCACCCACGGAAAAAGUCUCACCUUCCUGCCUAACAAGGAUUAUUGAAACCAAUGGACACAAAAUAGAGGAAGAGGAUCGAGCCCUCUUACUGCGAAUUCUAGAAAGCAUUGAAGACUUUGCUCAAGAACUGGUUGAAUGCAAAUCAGGCAGAGGGAACCUAUCACAAGAAAAAGAGAUGAUGCAAAUUCUACAAGAAACCUUGACAACUUCCUCGCAGGCCAGUUUAUCAGUCUGUAGAAGUUCUGUUGGUGAUAAAGCCAAUGACACUACCUCAGUGGUUUUGAUUCAGCAGACCCCAGAGGUGAUCAAGAUUCAAAAUAAACCAGAAAAGAAACCUGGGACACCACUUCCACCUCCAGCCACCUUUGCAAGUAGUCCCCGACCUCUCUCCCCUGUUCCUCAUGUGAAUAAUGUUGUGAAUGCAACAUUAUCCAUAAACAUUCCACGGUUCUACUUCCCUGAAGGACUCCCCGAUGCCUGCAGUAAUCAUGAACAGACUCUAAGCAGAAUUGAAACUGCUUUCAUGGAUAUUGAAGAUCAGAAAGCAGACAUUUAUGAAAUGGGAAAAAUUGCAAAGGUCUGUGGCUGUCCUCUUUAUUGGAAAACCCCCAUGUUCAGGGCUGCAGGGGGAGAGAGGACAGGAUUUGUGUCAGCCCAGUCAUUCAUUGCCAUGUGGAGAAAGUUGCUGAGUAACCAUCAUGAUGAUGCCUCUAAGUUUAUCUAUCUUCUUGCAAAGCCCAGCUGCAGCUAUCUAGAACAGGAUGAUUUUGUUCCUUUACUUCAGGAUGUGGUAGAUACACAUCCUGGCCUCACGUUCCUGAAAGAUGCUCCAGAAUUCCACUCCCGCUACAUCACCACGGUUAUUCAGAGAAUAUUCUACACAGUCAACAGAUCUUGGAGUGGAAAAAUUACUGCAACAGAGAUAAGAAAAAGCAACUUUUUGCAAACUCUAGCACUUUUGGAAGAAGAGGAAGAUAUAAACCAAAUCACAGAUUAUUUCUCCUAUGAACACUUCUAUGUUAUUUAUUGUAAAUUCUGGGAACUAGAUAGUGAUCAUGACCUCUACGUCAGCCAGGCCGAUCUGUCUCGAUACAAUGACCAGGCUUCAUCAAACAGGAUUAUUGAAAGGAUAUUCUCUGGGGCAGUAACAAGGGGAAAAACAGUACAGAAAGAGGGAAGAAUGAGCUAUGCAGAUUUUGUUUGGUUUUUGAUUUCUGAGGAAGACAAAAGGAACCCCACCAGCAUUGAGUACUGGUUCCGCUGCAUGGAUGUGGAUGGGGAUGGUGUGCUCUCCAUGUAUGAGCUGGAAUACUUCUAUGAGGAGCAGUGUGAACGGAUGGAAGCCAUGGGCAUUGAGCCCUUGCCAUUCCAUGAUUUGCUGUGCCAGAUGCUUGACCUGGUGAAGCCAGCCAACGAUGGCAAAAUAACUCUACGAGAUCUGAAGAGAUGCAGAAUGGCUCACAUCUUUUAUGACACUUUCUUUAAUCUGGAGAAAUACUUAGACCAUGAACAGAGAGAUCCCUUUGCGGUCCAGAAGGAUGUUGAGAAUGACAGUCCUGAGCCCUCUGACUGGGACAGGUUUGCUGCUGAGGAAUAUGAGACCCUUGUAGCAGAGGAGUCUGCCCAAGCACAGUUCCAGGAAGGCUCCUUUGAAGAUUAUGAAACAGAGGAACCUGCCUCUCCCUCUGAAAUUGGAAACAAAGGCAAUAAAAUAGUGACCUCAAGCCUUUCAGAGAAAUGUGGAAAGCUUCAGUCGGUGGAUGAAGAAUAGCUGCCAAUGUCUACAUGAAAGGGAGAUAUGUAUUUUAAAUGUUUUUUUCUUGUGAAGAGAUGCUGUAGUUUGCAUAUUGCUUUUUAAAGGCUUUGAUUUCUGCAAGUGCGUUAUCUGCAGCACUAGGAAUUUUUUUAACGUUUUUGAGCAAUAGCUCUGGAUACACAUACCCAGUUUGGGAGACUCCUCCAAUUUGCCUCAAACCUCUUACAGAGCUUUUCCUCAGAAGCAAGUAAGAUAUACAUCACCUUCCAACGUCUGUGAAUCAGCACUCUUCACCCCUGAAUGUACCAAGGAUCUCUUGGGGACAGUGCCAAGCACAGUUCUCUGCACAAAAGCAGGAGUUGCCUCUGUUGUCCAGCAUCCCUGAGGCCCAUCAGGGCUCCUAUGGAGCCCAGAAGAAGCCUUCACUUGCAGAAAACUUGAGUCAAAAAAUUCUGGAACUUGAAAAAGCAGUCAGGGCCUCCAGAACUGAAUUAGCCCUGGUAAUAAAAGCACUGCCAAAACAUCUCAGAGACUUCUUUUAAUUGUAUGUGUACUGGAGUUCAAAGAUCUUGAACUUAAUCUAAUUUCACAAUGACCUGCCAAACUGCUAGUCACUUUACAUCCUCAGGUAUUGUAACCACUGGGCCUUCCAACCUUGCUGGCAAGCUCUAAAUAAUCCCUCCCCAUCCUGACUGUGGAUCUUAUAUAAAAUCUGAAGAAAAACUUGUUAACUGAAGACACGUACAGAAUAUGACUCACACUUGGGGGGGGGAAGUUUCCUUUUAACUCAUCUAACAUUUGUAGAGAAUUAUUGAGUGAUUAAUCUAAAAAUUAGUUGAUGUCCCAUCUAUACUUCAUAUCAGAAGACCUACUUGAAGACUUAAAUAAUUAUAUAUGAAAAUUCUUACUAGACAUAUUCAUCACUAAAUAUUAGACUAGGCCAACAGUAAAGGCCUCAAUCUAAACAUUAUUCCUUAACUUCAUGUUGAAAAGAAACUAUUUCAAAUAUUGCAUCCACUUCAGUAUUUAUCACAAAAAUGGAAGAAAACAGUGAUGCCACCCAUAAAGGAAAGCAACUUCAUGUUUACUAUAGUGGUAGAUGUGGUCAACACAGAAUACAUUUUUCAGCAAGCCACAAUGCAGCCAAGCCCCGCAAUACUGUUGAAGAUAAAAUUGAAAAUAAACUAUUAAAAAGGAUGGAAAUUUGACACUAUAAAAGAAACCCCCAAGAAACUUUUUAAUAUCCACUUCUGUCAAAGUCAUCAAGUUUUCUCCUGGAUUUUUUGUUUUAACCUCAAGUCCUAAAUGUCAGAGUAGCUUCCUUUGCACCCCACAUUGGUUCCCUUGCUGGUGUGAUGGCCAGACUUUGAAACAAUCAAACCUUGGGCUGUGGUAGGCAAAAAGUGGAGAAAAGGAGAAUUUAGGAAAUGCACCAUCAACUAGUGUUGUUAUUAAUAGAGUUAGCAAUCCUUCCUGUCAGUAUCCUCCCAGUUUCCUGUUAUUUUACCUUCAUGAUCAGAACUGACCUUCCAUUUAACUAUUACAGAAAGUAUUAAAAGUUAGUUUCUAACAGUUCACAAAGAAUAAAUAAAAGCUUAAAAGUGACUAAAUUUUUUGGAAACACUACAAAAAAUAAUCUAAACACACUGGUAAAUUAUUAGGAUUAAAAGUGUUUAUGUGGUACAUGAAAUUUACCGUCUAUCCCAUCCAACCUUUACCAGGGAACAAAAGCAACUUUACAUUUUCAGAUAAAAAUGCUAAAAAGGUAAAUUUUGUUAGAAGCCAGAUAUGGUUUAAAGGUUUUAUUAGCCAUAAUGAUCUAAACUAUUUCUAAGACUCAGCAAAAAUUCAGUUUUCCAAUAUACAUUUGAUUUUGGUUUUUUUACUACAUAGCUGUACUUGACCUUGUUUCUACUUACUGAAGUCCUCUUUCACUUUGGUCAAUAACUGGUUUCAAAAGUCUACAGUUAUUAUAAAAGUACAGCUAACAAUAUCAUUCCACUUAAGAUAGUGCUUUUAAUUUAGGUUACCCAAAGUAUCACAUUUUCAGACAUAAGAAUGUGUUUCACUGUACUCCCUUCUUAGUAUUGAAUGUAAGAAAUGUGAAUUCUGAGGAACUAAGAUGAUAGUAUAUAUUUGACUUUCUGGUAAAGAUCAUGCAGAAUAUAAUCAUUACUGCCCAACUGGAAAUUUCAAGUUAUUACAAUAUCCAAGACUCUUGAUAAAAGUUAAAUUGAGGGUAUGAUCUUAAUGCUAGUCAAUGAAAAAUGAGUUUCAUAGCAUAACAUUGCCAAGGUAAUCAAACUAAUGAAAUUCUGUAUAUUUUCCCUGCAUCUUAUCUAUGUCAUUGUGUACUGUUCAAAGUGUUUAUAAAACUCUAGAUUGAUCAAAUGAGAGAAGUCAUUUGCUCAACUUUUGGAAAUGUUAUGGUGUGUUUGGGUGGAGAAGCCUGCAUGAUUUAACUUUUGUUUUUGUUUUUCCCUUUUUGCAAAACUAAAUAAAGUUGUCAAAUAUGAACUAAGAUAAUCACUACACACUUUUGGUUUUAAUCACACUUGCAAUUCAUUUUUAUGUUUGAAAGAGCAGCAUUAGAAACAAACUUGAGU
Molecule: messenger RNA, 6794 nt
Organism: Globicephala melas (long-finned pilot whale)
Lineage: Eukaryota; Metazoa; Chordata; Mammalia; Artiodactyla; Delphinidae
Gene: PPP2R3A
Product: protein phosphatase 2 regulatory subunit B''alpha
Biological process (GO): protein dephosphorylation
Cellular component (GO): protein phosphatase type 2A complex
Molecular function (GO): calcium ion binding; protein phosphatase regulator activity
Source: RefSeq, a predicted model, not a curated record